This is a messenger RNA of Dentiscutata erythropus, 185 nucleotides long. Lineage: Eukaryota; Fungi; Glomeromycota; Glomeromycetes; Diversisporales; Gigasporaceae. The record is from the annotation of a GenBank genome assembly.
AUGGGAAAGACAACAGCAGCAAAGACCGAAACUAAAAGUAAGCCAAAGGCGGAAGCGAAAGAAAAAAAGCCUCCAACCGUGUAUAAUUUGUUUAUGCGAUCGCAGCUUCCUAAAAUCAAAGCCGAGAAUCCAGGACUUGAACACAAAGCCGCUUUUAAACUUGUCGCUGAGGCUUGGGCCAAAUC